Molecule: messenger RNA, 709 nt
Organism: Salvelinus namaycush (lake trout)
Lineage: Eukaryota; Metazoa; Chordata; Actinopteri; Salmoniformes; Salmonidae
Product: metalloproteinase inhibitor 2-like
Exons: 5
Coding region: 1-576 (191 amino acids)
Biological process (GO): negative regulation of membrane protein ectodomain proteolysis; negative regulation of endopeptidase activity
Cellular component (GO): extracellular matrix
Molecular function (GO): protease binding; metalloendopeptidase inhibitor activity
Source: RefSeq, a predicted model, not a curated record
AUGACUUGGUCCGUAAGUAGUUGUUUCAUUACUCUGGUCGUUCUGUUCCUCUGGCGGGUCGAUGAAAUCGCAGAAGCUUGCACUUGCAUGAUUGUACAUCCUCAACGUGCUUUUUGCAAUGCAGACGUCGUGAUCAGGGCAAAGGUGGUUGGAGUGGAAGCUGUGUCUGGUAACACCAACUAUGACAUCCAACAGAUCAAGAUGUUCAAAGGUCCUGACCGGGAUAUCCAUGUCAUCUUCACUGGAGGCCCGUGUCGCGCGGUUCUGGAAACCAACAAGGAGUAUCUCUUCACAGGCAGGCUGAAUACUGAUGGAACAGUGCAUGUAAUAAUGUGUGACUUCAUUCAUUCCUGGGAGGCUUUGAGUGACACGCAAAUGAGGAGCUUGACUCUGCGCUACCAGAGCGGCUGCGAUUGCACGAUCAUCCGCUGCACUUCCCUUCCCUGUCCGAUCAGCACCUCAGAUGAGUGCCUGUGGAUGGACAAUGGCCAAAGCAGACCCUGGGACAACAUUGCUUGUAUCAAGGGGGGUGAUGGGUCCUGUGCCUGGUACAAGGGGAUGGCACCGCCCAAGUAGUUUCUGGAUAUUGAUGACCCCUAAACUCUACAGGCCAUCUACUCACAGAAAAAAAAGCUACAAACCCAAAUAAUUAUGAUUUAACGAAUCUAGGAAGUCGUUUCUAACAAUUACAAGACUUAUAUUGACUGUU